CUCUGGAUUAUGUUCCCCGCCAAAGCCUAGCAGCUGAUUUACAAAGAAAAUCUGUGGCUUACACGAAACCCCUAACACCCACAAAUAAUAAUGGCGGUAUCGCAAGUGCUUGUAGUGGUAGAUGUGAUACGUCCAUGAAGAUAUUUGUUGUAAUGUUGAAACCUCGCAUGAAAAAGAUGACAAUGACUCCACUGAAAGAUAACCAAGAUGUGGCAUGUUUCCUUGUCACUAAACAUUCGUCUUGGAGAGGGAAAUACAAAAGAAUCUUCUCCAUUGGCUCAGUGGGCAUUACGACUUAUAACCCUCUCUCUUUGGACGUGACCAAUCAGUGGUUCUACAGUGACUUCAUCAGUGUGUUACCAGUUCUGAAGGGUGGUCAGCGGAACAAUGAGUUCAGGAUCACAUUUAAGAAGGAUUGUAAGAGUGACUCAAUGACAUUUUCAUGUGAGCAUCGAGCUGAUCUGCUCACAGAGGCACUUCGUUUUCAACCACAAUUUCCUGAAAAAAAUAGAGAAACAUUGACAUGUCAUGCAUACAAGCACCACUGGUCUGACAUGCGGCUGCCUGUAAUGCUGGAAGUGACACCACACUCUCUAAACCAGCUAGACCUUGCCACAAAACAUGUUCUUGCAUCAUACUGCUAUAAAGACAUUGAAGGCAUGGCAGAAGUCAAGGAUAACCCAGGAGGUUUCGUGGUAGUCUGUGGAGGGUUUGGAAGAAUGCACCUGUUUGUGUCAGCGCAUUCCAGUGAAAUUCGUCAGAGAAUGAUAGACAUGGCUGUGAAAUGUAUUGGGAUUGGCAUCAAGGUCUUAAAAGAUCCUAUAACACUGGACGAGUUUUCUGCACAGCGGUUAGGGAAGUUUAGUGGUGACGAGUACAUCACAUCUAUUUCGGAGUUCAACAUCCACAAAGUACAUGCUGCACGCCACAAAGAUCCGCAGCGGCGAACUCUUUGUCUCAGUGAAACGUGUCUUUUGGAGCGAGACCCUCAGACAUACAGCAUCUGUACCCUCAGACCCUUGGCUGACAUCUUUGCACUUGUUAGGAGUCAGGACAACCCCCAGUUGUUCACCAUUGAGUAUAUCAGUGGGCAGGUUCGCAUGUACACAGCAACUGACAGGGAUGCCUUAUUAGCUUCUCUUUUGGAUGGAGUACGAGCCUCAGGGAACCGAGAUGUUCACGUCAAGAUGGUGCCCACCCCCAGAGGCAAGCGGAUUGGUCCUCUCAGUGUCCCCGUUGAGGAGGAGACUGAGUCACAUCACUUGCGGUUCCUCCAGAACCCUCCUGGGAAGAGAUCAUUUGCCGAAAUUGUAGAAAGAUUUAAUGCCAACAUUCCAUAUAGUGGCCUACUUCAUUCCGUGACCCAGGAUGGUUUGUUUGCAGAAAAUAAGGAGAAGCCCAUCACAGCAGCACUGCAGUCACUUGUUCAGAAGGAAGGGGACCAGAGCACCAUCUCUCUGAAGGACUUGGAAGCUCAGUUUCAAGCUCUGCGACGCCUAGUAGCCUCCAAAGUGGGUUUUGCAGCUUUCACCACGUUGUCUGGGUUCCGAGAAAGUGUGGGUAAAAAGGUUGUAAAAGCGUUGAAGAGGGAAGAUGAAGGCGUGACACAUGCAGCUAUUGACAUGGUGUGUGCCUUGAUGUAUCCCAUGCAUGAUAACUAUGAUCUGCGGCAGGAGCAGCUGAACAAGUCAUCACUUCUGUCUUCCAGCAAGUUCCUGGAAAGUUUGCUUGCAAUGUGGAUUGACCAUGUGAGCCAUGGUACGGGGGCACUGGUGGUGUCAUCCAUGUUGGAUUUUCUUACAUUUGCACUGUGUGUGCCAUACAGUGAGACAACAGAUGGCAAGCAUUUUGAUAACCUGUUGGAGAUGGUGGCUGAUAGGGGGCGCUCUCUCUUUAGAUUGUUUCAGCACCCCUCAUUGGCCGUAGUGAAAGGGGCAGGGCUGGUGAUGCGAGCUGUGAUAGAGGAAGGAGAUGCUGAAGUGGCUGCUCGGAUGCAGGAUCUCGCACUAGCUGAGGGAGCGUUGCCGCGCCAUUUGUUAACUGCUCUUUUUAUUCAAGGCACGGACGGUCGUGUACUCACUCACCGGCAGCUCUCUCGCCACCUGGUCGGCCUGUGGGUUACUGGCCACCCCACUGCAAUGGGCUUGCUCAAGAGAAUAAUGCCUUCAGGUCUUCUUGCAUAUCUUGACUCUGAGGAUAAAAUUCCUGAUUCAGCACUAGAACAGGAACAGCUGAACACAAGGGAUAAUCUCAAGAUUGCUCUGGAUCAUGCCAGCAAGAACAGACGUGGGCAACAUUGGGUCACUAUUGAGCGUCAGAUAAGGGUUCUGGAGAAGCACGUAGAGAAUGCUUUCCGGCACUGGGGCGACAGGAUUGGGCUAGAGAGGAGAGAAGACAAGCUAAAAGAAAGACCUAUUGUCCUCCGGAAGAGACGGGAGCGCAUAAAGAGCGAAGCCAACUGGAGCCUGUUCUAUUACAAGUUUGCUCAGGACCAUGCCCUGCCAAAUCUGAUAUGGAACCACAAGACAAGAGAGGAACUGCGUGAUGCCCUUGAUAGUGAGAUCCGUACAUUUGCAUCUGACCGUGACCUAGCAGGCAAUGCCCUCAUUGCAUGGAAUCACCAUGAGUUUGAAGUACAGUACCAGUGCCUAGCAGAUGAAGUGCGCAUUGGUGAAUAUUACCUGCGUCUACUCUUGGAGAAAGAAGAUUCCCCAGACUCACCCAUACGUCGGUCAUACGAGUUUUUCAAUGACCUCUACCACCGAUUUCUAUUAACAGCCAAACCUGAUAUGAAGUGUAUAUGUCUUCAAGCAAUGGGUAUUGUGUAUGGGCGCCAUCAUGAGGACAUUGGCCCAUUUAGUGAUACCAAAUACAUUGUUGGCAUGUUGGACAGGUGUAUGGACAAGAUGGAACGUGACCGCUUGGUCCUCUUCAUUAACAAGCUGAUACUCCAUCGCCGCAAUGUGAAGGACGUGUUGGAUGCCAGUGGGGUGCGGAUAUUGGUGGAUCUCCUGACACUUGCCCACCUUCACACAUCCAGGGCAGUGGUACCAACCCAGAGCAAUGUUAUUGAAGCUGGUCCAAACAUGUUGAGAGAAAGUGAGACAGAGUGGCACUACAAUUGUUCAGGGGAGAGGAAAGGUCCAGUCAGCUUCCAGGAGAUGUGCAACCUUUGGGAGUCGAAUCAGCUCACAGCCAGGACAAAGUGCUGGGCUCAGGGAAUGGAUGGGUGGCGCAUGUUGCAGCACGUACCCCAGCUCAAGUGGUGUCUCAUGGCAAAGGGAACACCUGUGAUGAAUGAGAGUGAACUGGCCAUUCUCAUCCUUAACAUACUUAUUCAGAUGUGUCAGUAUUUCCCCAGUAGAGAUGCUGAUGAUGCCAUCAUUCGACCACUGCCACAAGUCAAACGCCUGUUAUCUGAUCCUGUGUGCUUGCCACAUCUAGUUCAGUUGUUGCUGACCUUUGACCCAGUACUGGUAGAGAAAGUGGCAACUCUGCUGUGUGAGGUGAUGAGAGACAAUCCGAACAUCUCCACUCUAUACCUUACAGGUGUAUUUUACUUCAUCCUCAUGUACACCGGGUCAAAUGUUCUGCCUGUGGCUCGCUUUCUCCAGCUCACCCACACCAAGCAGGCCUUGAAAGGAAGUGAUACUUUGCUGUCAGAAAUUAUGCAAAGGAGUGUACUUGGACAGCUGCUACCAGAAGCAAUGGUGAAUUACUUGGAGAACCAUGGAGCAGAAAAGUUUGCUCAGAUUUUCCUUGGGGAGUUUGAUACACCUGAGGCUAUCUGGAAUUCAGAGAUGAGGCGGAUGCUUAUAGAGAAGGUGGCAGCACACAUAGCAGAAUUCAGCCCACGACUGCGAAGCAACACUCGAGCUCUGUAUCAGUAUUGCGCUAUACCAGUCGUGCGUUACCCGCAACUGGAUGAGGAACUAUUCUGCAACAUUUUCUACUUGCGUCACUUGUGUGACGCCACUCGCUUCCCAGACUGGCCAAUCAAUGAACCUGUGAAACUGUUGAAAGAUGUUCUUGAUGCAUGGAAGAAGGAAGUGGAAAAGAAGCCCCCUGCUAUGUCUGUAGAUGAUGCAUAUGAGGUUCUGGGCUUGCGUCCUAGAGUGCAAAAUGAAGAGGCUACUGUCAGGAAAGCAUACUACCGUCUUGCACAGCAGUUUCACCCUGAUAAGAACCCAGAGGGCAGGGAUCGUUUUGAGAGUGUGAAUAGGGCAUACGAAUUCCUCUGCAGCCGCAGCUCAUGGGCCAGUCAAGGACCAAACCCUGACAACAUUGUGCUGAUUUUGAGGACCCAGAGCAUCCUGUUCCAUCGCUACUCAGAAGAGCUGCACCCAUAUAAGUAUGCUGGCUACCCUCAGCUAAUCAAGACCAUACAGCUCGAGACAACAGAUGAUAUGUUGUUUUCAAAGUCGACACCUUUGUUGGCCGCUGCUAGUGAGUUGGCAUACCACACAGUGCAAUGCUCUGCCCUGAAUGCUGAGGAGCUUAGGCGGGAGAGAGGACUUGAAGUGUUGCUGGAUGCAUGUUCACGCUGUGUGUCUGUGCUGAGUGCUUCCUCCAAAACUACUGACAUUGGGGUUCAGGUGUGCACACAUAUUACACGCUGCUUUGGGGUAGCAGCCCAGUUCCAGAGUUGCAGGGACAAGAUGACAGAGAUGCCGCAAUUGGUGAAGGAUGUGUGCCGCAUCCUGUACUUCAAGCACCUGACACGGCUGUGCUCUGUGGCCACAGAGUGUGUGAGUUCACUUGCUGUGGACUCAAUUCUGCAGAUGCAGCUGCUGCAAGCAGGAGCGCUGUGGCACCUCCUACGCUUCAUGUUCAGUUACGACUUUACCCUCGAGGAGGGCGGUGUGGAGCGCAGUGAGGAUGCAAACCAGCAGGAAGUGGCAAACAAACUUGCAAAGUUGGCAGUGCGGGCUUGUGCCAGGCUUGGAGGCUACUUGACAGGACAGUUGGAGUCACCUAACAAUUCUGUCACACAGGAAAUCCUCAAUAGACUGCUGACACCAUAUCUGGCUCGACAUUUAAGUUUAGACAAAUCUGAGGAGAUCCUGAAAACAUUGAACAGCAACUGUGAGACACCAUAUCUGCUGUGGGACAAUAGGACGCGGGCUGAACUGUGCGAGUUUCUGGACCAGCAGUGCAGUGUGGGCACAGACAGCAAUGACCCAUCUUGUGGAAUUGAGUUUGUGUACACUGUCCACAGGAAGGAGCUUGUGGUUGGCGAGAUUUUUGUGCGAAUAUUCAAUCAGCAGCCCACCUACACAAUAGAGAACCCCAAAGGCUUUAGCAUCGACCUGCUGGAGUUUCUGGCCAUCCAGUCUGAUCACCUCAGUGCAGCAAGUAGCGUGUCACUAUCAGCAGCUGACAAAGAGAGGAUGAUACAUGUUGUCAUGGCACUGGAAGCUCUCUGCAAUGUCGUAAAAAACAAUCCAGGUGUAGAGAUCCAGUGUAUUGGCCACUUCCGCCUGCUUUUUGGUCUCCUGAGUGUGGACAGCUGCAAACCAAUACAACACUGUGCCCUGAACGUGAUAUCCAGUGUGACGCAGAACCGAGAGUGUGUCAAUGAUAUCGCAGCAUCGGAUGUAGUGGUACAUCUGUUGCUAACUCUGUACAGUCUUCCUGAUGCACAGAUCACAACAUUGGACACACUGCAUGCUCUCAUGCACACCACCAAGAUUGUCAAGGAUGCUUUGGCCAAAGGGGCUACAUUGUACCUGCUGGACCUGUUUUGCAACUCGAACAUUCCCACUGUCAGGGAGAAGGCAGCAGAACUGCUGGCUAGGAUGGCGGCGGAUAAGUUAGUGGGGCCCAAAGUUCGCCUCACAGUCAGUCACUUCCUGCCCACAUUGUUUGUAGAUGCGAUGCGGGAGGCAUCCCAUACCUGCGUACACAUGUUUGAAGGGACUCAUGAGAAUCCAGAGCUCAUCUGGGAUGCAGAUGCUCGACAAAGAGUGUGCAGUACCAUCUCUGCACUUCGAGAUGAACAUUUUGAGGCCCAGAAACAAAACCUUCAGGUGGUUUGGCGACUACCCGAUGAUGCCACAGUGGCAGCACCAAUUAGUCCUGGAGAGCCUGUUGUGGGUGGCGUGUAUUUACGUCUGUUUUUAGCCAAUCCUGGCUGGGUUGUGCGUCGACCCAAGGAGUUCCUUUCUGAGCUGAUGGACACCUGCCUAGGGCUAAUGAACAAGGAGAUACUAAAUGUGGAACUGUUGGAGACUGUUACCAGUGCCUUAGUGUGCCUGCUGCAGGCACAGCCCUCACUGGCUGAUCAUGUACCAUCCCUGGGGCACAUUCCACAGCUUUGUAAAAAGAUGGUGACUCACCACCAACAGGGAGCUGUCAUCCGGGCCACAGUGUUGGUGCUGCACCAGCUGGCUACAAGUGAGGUGUGCAUUCAAGCAAUGGGGCAUACAGAGUGCAUCAGUCCACUAAAGCAAGCAAUGCAGGCAAGAAAAGACAUGGUUGGAGUAGCAUGUGAGGCUCUUAACAGACUGUUCUCUGCCAACCAUGACCUACUUAUCAGACAGGCCCUUGAGGCAGACAUGGUGCAGUACUUGUUAGGCCUUUUGGAAGGACGCCUGGAAGCCCUGGAAAACCCUGCCAUGACUAAAGCACAGAUUGUUAAGGCACUAAAAGCCAUGAGCCGAAGCUUGCUGCAUGGCAGUAGUGUAGCAGCCAUAUUGGAUAAAUCACCUGUGUGGUCUGAGUACAAGGAUCAGCGACAUGACCUCUUCAUCAGCAGUGCACCAACUGCAGGAUAUCUCACAGCUGGAACUCCAGCUACAGCAGGGUACCUGACACAAGGGAACACCAAGACACUGCCUGAUGCUCCUCCCCCUAUGGACAGAGAAGAUUCCUUGGCAAGAACAGACACUAUAUGAUAGUUCACAUUCUGAUACUGUAUGAUGUUAAAAGCCCUCUGUGAUAACGUACGUGUAGGAAGAGGCCACAUUGAGUUUGUGCAUUUCUGGAGAUCAACAUGUGAUAAAGUUCCCCAACAGUAAGACACUUACAUGCUGUGAUUUUAAGAAUGAAGGAGAGAUGCUGACUGGGGUGAUUAUCAGCAUUAAUCAUUUCAAUAUUGUCUGGGCUAGGAAUGGAAGUGUUUUAGAAUAUUGAUGACACUUUUUUCUGCAUAAAAGUGUGGAAGUAUUAAGGCCUAUAUUUUUAUAACAUUUAAGAAACUAUAGCCACAACAGUAUACUGAUUGUAACCCUUUCAAUUCCUCUGUCUGGCUUGUCUUGACACUUGCAGAAAACACAUACUGGGCCAAUGUCAGUUGGACUGGACAGUCCCAGUAAUCUUAUAACUGGAUGAAAUAGACUGACAUUGGUCACGAUGGUUUAUUAUAGACUUAAAAGAUCUGAUUUCAACAUUUGGAAAAUACAUUCCAGUCCAGUGCAGGACUUGGCACAACAGUUUUGGAAUUCUAACAUAAAAUUUGAACCUGGUGGGGUGUCAUUCAUUAAAAUAUGGAACUCAAAAGGUGAAUAUAAAUAUCAGUUAUUGAUCUUUUGAUCUGCAAGUUCUUGGAUGUGGUCACAGUGGACAUUAGUUCCUAAAAGAGUUAGGCUAUGUGUACAGUGUCAUGAAGUAGGACUGCGAGUGGUACAGAUGAAUUUUGGGAUCAUUUUUAUACAAAAGUAAUAAUUUAUCAGGGAAAGCUGAGUUAACUCCUAAUUCAGCAGAUGCUAUUUAUGUCUUUGUUGCUUGUAUUCCUGUACUUAUGUGUGUAUAUAUAUUUCUGUAUGUAUCAUUUGUUUCCUCAUCCUGAAGAUAUCCACUUCAUAAUUUAGCUGAUGAUAGACUGGCAGUUCUGUUCCAGACAUCUCUGUGCAGAAUUUGAUAUGCACAAAAUAAUAUGGUUCACACAUAUAAGAAAGUUAACUCAAAGAAGUAUAUGAGCAAAUCUUAUAUAACUUUAUACAGCAAUCAUUAAUACAAUUUGCAAAUGUAUUUUUCUUUAUUGUAUAAUAAAUACUGUAUUGUAGGAUUAA
Zootermopsis nevadensis is the source of this 8012-nucleotide messenger RNA. The record is from RefSeq and is a predicted model, not a curated record. NCBI's taxonomy places the organism in Eukaryota, Metazoa, Arthropoda, Insecta, Blattodea, Termopsidae.